Molecule: messenger RNA, 2976 nt
Organism: Arvicanthis niloticus (Nile rat)
Lineage: Eukaryota; Metazoa; Chordata; Mammalia; Rodentia; Muridae
Source: RefSeq, a predicted model, not a curated record
AUGGCAUCUUUGUUUUCUGAUUUUGGCCUUAUAUGGUACUUGGAAGAGCUAAACAAGAAGGAAUUAGUGAUGUUUAAGGAGUUUCUCAACCAGGAGAUUUUGCAAUUGGGGCAGACACAAGUCUCUUGGACAAAUUUGAAGAAGGCAUCUCGGGAAGAGCUUGCCAACUUACUGCUUAAACAUUUUGAAGAGAAGCAAGCCUGGGAUGUGACCUUUAAAAUCUUCCACAAGCUCAAUAGGAAGGAUCUCAUAAAGAGAGCCAAAAGAGAGAUUCAUGGACACCCAAAGUUAUAUCGAGCUCAUUUGAAGAUGAAACUGACCGAUGACAAUUCCAGAGUAUUCAACACCAGUAUUCAGGUCUUAUUAAAUCAGACAUUUACCCAAGAUAUCUUUGAUAAUUUUGAGAACCUUUUCCUAUCAAAUACAACUGAAAUGAAGCCACACAUGUUGUUCAUAAAAGGAGUGGCUGGAAUUGGUAAGACAUUUAUAUUGAAAAAGUUAAUGCUUACCUGGUCAGAUGGCCUGUUGUUUAAAAACAAAUUCUCCUACAUCUUCUACUUCUGCUGUCAAGAUGUGAAGCAGUUGCAGAGAGCUAGCCUUGCUGAACUGAUCUCCAGAGAGUGGCCCAGGGCCUCAGCUCCCAUAGCGGAGAUCCUAUCCCAACCUGAGAAACUCUUAUUUAUUAUCGACAGCUUGGAAGUGAUGGGAUGUGAUAUGGAUAAGCAGGAAUCUGAGCUGUGUGAUAACUGCAUGGAAAAGCAACCAGUGAAUAUACUGAUAAGCAGUUUGCUGAAAAGAAAGAUGCUCCCUGAAUCCUCUCUCAUCAUCUCUACUACCCCAGAGACAUUUGAGACAAUAGAGGACAUGUUUGAGGAAACAAAUGUGACAACAAUAUCAGGAUUCACAGAGAGCAAUAUUAAGUUGUAUUUCCAGAACUUUUUACAAGAUACGAACAGAGCAGAGGAGGCCUUCAGGUUGGUGAGAGAAAAUGAGCAGCUGUUCACUGUAUGUCAUGUCCCUGUGCUCUGCUGCAUGGUGGCUACUUGUCUAAAAGAGGAGAUAGAGAAGGGAAGAGAUCUAGUCUCCAUCUGCCGACGUACCACCUCCCUGUAUACCACUCAUAUCUUCAAUUUGUUCAUUCCCCAAAAUGCUCAAUAUCCAAGUAAGAAAAGCCAAGAGCAGCUGCAGGGCUUGUGUUCUCUAGCUGCUGAGGGCGUGUGGACUGACACAUUUGUGUUUAGUGAAGAGGCUCUCAGGAGAAAUGGGAUCAUGGACUCUGAUAUCCCCACACUGCUGGACAUUGGAAUACUUAGAAAGAUCAGGGAAUCUGAAAAUUCUUACAUAUUCCUUCACCCAUCCAUCCAGGAGGUCUGUGCUGCCAUCUUUUAUCUGCUAAAGAGCCAUGAGGACCACCCUUGUGAACAUGUGCGCCGUGUAGACAUACUCUUCAUUAUGUUUCUAAAUAAUGUCAGAACACAGUGGAUCUUUUCAGGCAGUUUCAUCUUUGGCCUUUUACAUGAAUUGGAACAAGAAAAACUAUUGGCAUUUUUUGGCCACCAGUUGUCCCAGGAAGUAAAGCAUCAGUUGUAUCGGUGCCUGGAAAUCAUAAGUAUUGACGAAACGCUUCAAAAAGGGAUAGAUUGUAUGAAGUUGUUUUAUUGUCUUUAUGAAAUGGAGGAUGAAGCUUUUUCAAUACAGGCAAUGAACUGUAUGGAACAGAUUGACUUUGUGGCUAAAAAUUAUUCUGAUAUUAUUGUUGCUGCUUACUGCUUAAAACACUGUUCUACCCUGAAGAAACUAUCCUUUUCAACCCAAACUGUUCUGAAAGAGGAACAGGAACACAGCUAUAUGGAAAAACUUCUAACCUAUUGGAAUCAACUAUGUUCUGUAUUCAUAAGCAGUAAGAACAUCGAGGAACUCCAAAUGAAACAAAUUAGUUUCAGUGAGCAAGCCUUUUCUGUCUUGUAUAAUCAUUUGAAUCACAGCACGUGCACCAUUAUACUUAGGGCAAAUGAUGUGUCCUUCUUACCUUCAAAGCACCGGUUCUUUGAUUUGAUUCAAAUGCGCUGUUUGCGAUACUUGGACCUCAGUUUCACACACCAUUCCCACACUGAUGUUAAACUAUUAUGUGAUGUCUUGACCAAGGCAGAAUGCAACAUAGAAAAGCUGGACCUACAAAACUGUGAACUUUUACCUGAUGACUGCAAGAACAUUGCCCUAGUCCUGAUGAGGAGCAAGAACUUGAAGACUCUUGAUUUGGCAUUCAACAAUUUGGACCAAGGCAUAUACUCACUGUGUAAGGCUUUGUGCCACCCUGACUGUAUUCUGAGGAACUUAGUAUUGGCCAACUGCUCCCUCAGUGAGCAAUGUUGGGAAUACCUUUCUAAUGUUCUUCAGUGGAACAAAACUCUGGGCCAUCUAGACAUUAGCUGUAAUGACCUGAGAGAUAAAGGACUGAAAAUUCUCUGUAAGGGUCUAACUCUACCACACUGUGUCCUGGAAAACAUAUGUAUGACAUCUUGUCUCAUCACUUCUAGUGGCUGCCAGGACCUGGCUGAAAUACUGAGAAACAACCAUAACCUGAGGGCCCUAAACGUUUCAGAAAAUAAGUUAGAAGAUGCUGGUGUGAAGCUGCUUUCUGAUGCUAUAAAACAUCCCAACUGCCGCUUAAUAUACCUUGGGUUGGAAGCCUGUGACAUAACUGGUGCCGGUUAUGAGGACCUUUGGUCUGCUUUUUUACAGGUUUAUAGCCUGCGUGAAAUCAAGAUACAUAGGAAUGCCAAGGAACUUCCUUCAUAUUUUUUGAGGGAUAAAGAUGGAAUAAUGUGCAUUUCUGACCUUGAUAAAGAAUCCCAGGCAUUUCCAGUUUCUGAGAAAAAGAAAAAUACUUUUUAUGCAUCAGAAGCAGUGUUUAAGCAGAAGCAGAAAACAAGGGUGGACAUUCUGAAGCAAGAACAUACACCGUGUGUAUUCUAA